Messenger RNA from Papaver somniferum (opium poppy), 594 nucleotides. RefSeq lists its product as uncharacterized. The coding region runs from base 1 to 594 and encodes 197 amino acids. The record is from RefSeq and is a predicted model, not a curated record. NCBI's taxonomy places the organism in Eukaryota, Viridiplantae, Streptophyta, Magnoliopsida, Ranunculales, Papaveraceae. Gene Ontology annotation, molecular function: RNA-DNA hybrid ribonuclease activity; nucleic acid binding. The transcript has 2 exons.
AUGCCUUCUAUGUGCCGCAUGUGCAGGGAGAAUUGCAAAGAUAUCAGCCAUAUCACUUGGCAUUGCAAAAUUGCUAAGAAGAUUUGGGAUUGGGUGGCUGAUAUUUUUAAAUUGAAGCCGAAUGAGGAUCUUGUGGCCUAUUACAAGGUUGCAAAAGGACGUAGUAGGAUGAUAAAGGAUCUGUGGCUGGUUGCAAAUCUUGCAAUAGUUACGGAGUUAUGGAAGUUGCGCAAUAAGGCUUAUUAUCAGAACAUGCGUGUACGAUGGCUUGAAUUUAAGGGAAGGGUUCAUCAGCACAGAACUUGCAAGCAUUCUGUUCCAAUUGAAGUUGCUUGGACGCCGCCCAAUCCAGACAAGCUUAUGAUCUGUUGUGAUGGUGCAUCACUUGGAAACCCGGGCCAAGCUGGUUCUGGUGUAGUUUUUCGUGAUUCUAACUCGGCAGUUUUGGGUGUUCUGUGCGUUGGACUGGGUUGGCAGACCAAUUACUACGUUGAAGUGUGUGCGGCUAUCUAUGGCGCAGUUGUUGCUCAAAGGUGGAAUGUCAAAAAUCUAUGCGUCAGAUCGGAUUCGAUGAGUUGCAUUUUAGCUCUUUAG